Molecule: messenger RNA, 1194 nt
Organism: Mangifera indica (mango)
Lineage: Eukaryota; Viridiplantae; Streptophyta; Magnoliopsida; Sapindales; Anacardiaceae
Product: chromatin remodeling protein EBS
Exons: 5
Coding region: 243-917 (224 amino acids)
Molecular function (GO): chromatin binding
Source: RefSeq, a predicted model, not a curated record
CAUAGAAAAGGAAGCUGUAAAACUCCUUUCCAUAGUUACAGUCUGCUUCUCUCUCUCUCUCCCUGUCUCUAUGCUUCUCUAAGUGAGGGCCUAGGGUUUCUUACACGCCCAAAUUCUAGGUUCUGAACGAUUGCUGCAGCGCAUUUCAACCAUUGGAGGAACUGAAGCGUUUCCUUUUUUUAAAAUCUAAAACAGAAAGGGCCUUUUUUUGUUCUAGCUACAAGAGAAAAACCCUAGCUUUCAUGGCCAAAACUAGACCAGGGAUCGCAACCAAGACCAAACUUGGCAAAAGAGACCUUGAGUCUUACACUAUCAGAGGCACCAACAAGAUUGUUAGAGUUGGGGAUUGUGUGUUGAUGCGACCAUCGGACACCGGUAAGCCUCCUUAUGUGGCAAGAAUAGAGAAGAUCGAAUCUGAUGCUCGAAACAAUGUCAAGGUUCAUGUUCGGUGGUACUAUCGCCCUGAGGAAUCGCUUGGAGGAAGGAGACAAUUCCAUGGAGCGAAGGAGCUCUUUUUGUCAGAUCACUACGACAUGCAGAGCGCUCACACGAUUGAAGGGAAGUGCAUUGUUCAUUCUUUCAAGAACUAUACUAAGCUUGAGAACGUUGGUGCAGAAGAUUACUACUGUAGAUUUGAGUAUAAGGCUGCUACAGGGGGUUUUACACCAGAUCGAGUUGCUGUGUAUUGCAAAUGCGAGAUGCCGUAUAACCCAGAUGAUCUUAUGGUACAAUGUGAGGGGUGCAAGGACUGGUAUCAUCCUGCUUGUGUGGGCAUGACUAUUGAAGAAGCAAAAAAGCUUGAUCGCUUUCUUUGUUCUGAAUGUUCAUCUGAUGAUGAGGUCAAAAGAUCCCAAAAUGGAUUUGCUUCAUCACCAACUGAUGAUGUCAAGGUGGAGCCCAAGCGGCGAAAGAGAUGAUUACAUUUUGGGGGCAUUGGGGUGCAUGAAGGAAGGUUGGUCAUCUUUCCGUUGUUAACUUGUAGAAUGUCAUGUGAGCUGUAUAGUCCAUAAAGCUAUGUUGUGCUCUGGUCAGACUGGAGCCUGUUAGUAAUAUGUUUAUUUUAAGACAAUGUGUACUUACUCUAGGUUUAGGAGAUUUGUCUCUUUUUUCAAGCUGUCCUGGAAAUGUCAAAUGUAGUUUUCUCACAAUUAAGAUCUUAAUCCAGGAAUUCAAGCAACAAUAUUUGGUUGUGAA